Messenger RNA from Hylaeus anthracinus, 1368 nucleotides. It is a transcript of the gene Bub3, whose product is annotated as mitotic checkpoint protein BUB3. The record is from RefSeq and is a predicted model, not a curated record. Gene Ontology annotation, biological process: mitotic spindle assembly checkpoint signaling. Bases 1 to 981 code for a protein of 326 amino acids. The transcript is spliced from 4 exons. Gene Ontology annotation, molecular function: ubiquitin binding. Gene Ontology annotation, cellular component: bub1-bub3 complex; mitotic checkpoint complex; kinetochore. Lineage: Eukaryota; Metazoa; Arthropoda; Insecta; Hymenoptera; Colletidae.
AUGGAGUCUCGGACGGAAUUUAAAAUAAAAUCUCCUCCGACCGAUGCCAUUUCGGCGGUGGAGUUCGGACCGAAUUCAACACAAUUCCUUCUUGUCUCUUCAUGGGACAGCACAGUUCGGUUGUAUGAUAUUCAUGCCAAUACUAUGAGAUUAAAAUAUAAUCAUGAUUUGCCAGUUCUAGACGUUGCAUUUCAGGAUGCUGUUCAUGCUUAUAGUGGAGGUUUGGGAAACACUUUGAAGAUGUACGAUAUCAAUAGCAAUUCUGAAUCAAUAAUGGGAACACAUGAUAAACCAAUUAGAAAAAUUGAAUAUUGUGCCGCGGUAAAUGCAAUAUUAACUGGUGGAUGGGAUGCUGCAGUAAAACUUUGGGAUCCUAGAACACCCACAUGCGUAGGUAGUUAUUUACAACCAGAUGUUGUCCUCGCUUUGUCCGUGUGCGGAGAUAAAUUUGUAGUUGGCACAGCCAAACGAAAAGUUUGUAUUUGGGAUCUGAGGAACAUGGCUGGCAUGUUUCAAAGACGUGAAAGUAGUUUGAAGUAUCAAACACGUUGCAUUAAAGGCUUUCCUAACGAGCAAGGAUAUGUUCUUAGCAGUAUAGAGGGUCGCGUUGCUGUUGAAUAUCUUGAUACUACACCAGAGGCACAAAAAAAGAAAUAUGCUUUUAAGUGUCAUAGGAUUAAAGAAAAUAACGUAGAACAUAUAUAUCCAGUGAAUGCCAUUAGUUUUCAUUCGACAUAUAAUACAUUUGCAACUGGUGGUUCGGAUGGUUAUGUAAACAUUUGGGAUGGUUUUAACAAAAAGCGCUUGUGUCAAUUUCAUAGAUAUAAUGCUGGCGUUGCUGCCCUUAGUUUUAGCCACGACGGUUCUGUACUUGCUAUAGGAGUAUCGUAUUUGAAUGAAGCUGAAAUUCCACCAGGAGGAAAAGAUGAAAUCGAAAUUUAUAUAAGAUAUGUAAACGACCAAGAAACCAAACCAAAAUAAUAUCAUAUUUAUGUAAAAUAAUUUUAUAUAAAAUAGUUGACAACAUUUCAAUUGUAUUCUGCUUUAUUAAAGCAGUAAAAAUUGGAUGUUGAUGACUUUCCAUAGAAUCUGAUCCUUUUAUAAUGUAUAUAUUUACAGUUGUGUAUUUUACACUUUUAUAAAUCAAUUGUAAACUAUACAGAAUAAAUAACCUGUUCAAAAUUAUUGGGCUAGUCAAAUUAUAAUAAAAUAUUUUUGUUUGUACAAAAUAUUAUUUAUUCAAUACAAUGAACCAAUUCAACGGUAUUUUACAAACAAAAUGUUAGCAUGUCUUAUUUUCAAAUAGUACGGUCGGCUCAAUUUCCAAACGAAUUUGACCGACCCCCAUAAUUUACUCUUCUUGUGUAA